CGAAUAUAUUAAAAUAUCGCCGUCAUUUCUGUUAGCGUUAAACCCACAGGAAACACUGAUGACUAGUUAAGUUCUCGAUGGUGCAGUCGCACGUCGAUGACAAUAUACCAAACGCGUUUGGACACGACAGUGGAAUGUUGCUCAAUCGGUUUUAGUGUGACGCCGUGACGUGGGGUCCCGAACCGUCAGUUUAUAGAAGGAAGCGCUGAGACAUCAGAGAGGAGAUAGCGUGUGUACCAGCUGAUCAGAAGUGAAGAUGGCAGAGGGAAAACAACAAGGUGCCAACAUUGGGGGCAACAUUGGCGCGGGAGCUGGCAUCCUGGCCAAACGCUUUCAGAAAUCAAUGAACCGAGCACAAGAGAAGGUCCUGCAGAAGCUGGGCAAAGCCAUGGAGACCAAAGAUGAGCAGUUUGAGGAGUGCUCUGCCAACUUGAACAAACAGCAGACAGAUGGCGUCAGACUCUAUAAGGAUGUUAAAGCGUACUACAAUGCGGUUAAAGUGAUGCAUGAAUCAUCCAAGCGCCUGUCUCAGACUCUUAAAGAUAUCUAUGAACCAGACUGGCAUGGUGUUGAAGAUCUGACUGUCAUUAUUGAGAGUGAGGAUCUCCUGUGGAAUGACUAUGAGGAGAAGCUGAGUGAUCAAGUCGUUCGAACAAUGGAGAAUUACACUGGACAGUUUCAAGAUGUCAAAGAAAGAGUGGCUAAACGAGGAAGGAAGCUGGUUGAUUAUGAUUCAGCUCGUCAUCAUCUGGAGGCGCUACAGAACACCAAGAAGAGAGAUGAGGCCAAAAUAUCCAAGGCUGAGGAGGAGUUCAAUAAAGCCCAGGAGGUGUUUGAAGACAUUAACAAGGAGUUAAGAGAGGAGCUGCCUGUCCUCUAUCAAAGCCGUAUAAGCUGCUAUGUCACCAUGUUCCAGAACAUCUCAAACCUGCGGGAUGUCUUCUACAAGGAAAUGAGUGUGUUAAAUCACAAUAUUUAUAAUAUGAUGAAGAAGCUUGAGGAUCAACACUCCACCAAACCCUUCAUCGUCAAAGGCCUUAACAGCUCUAAAUCUAAGAAGAGAAAGUCUGUCACAAUCUCCGCGCCCAUCCCCUGUAACACCGCCUUCCCUCCUGAUCAUCCAGCCAUGAGCAAGCUCAGCAUGCCCAGCAUGCCCGACACCCUCACGGACACACGCUCACACACUUCCUCAAAGAGCACAGGAAGCACAGCAUCUGAAAUAUCGGACUCCGAGACGAACUCUUUUGACAGUGAACCCAACACACCCAAACGGCAGUCUUUGUGUUCGGAGGGAGAAGGGGUUCGAUCUGUGGGAGCCACUGAAAACAUAUCAGAAAGUACCACUGAUGAGUCUGUGCAAGCAAACGGCCAGGAACAUCAAGGUUCGGUGUCCGCAGAGCACGGUGAAGUGGAGGAAAGUAAAUCGGAAGCAUCAUCAGAAGAUGCCCAUCAUGCAUCUACAGAUGGAGACAAUGAGGCUAAGCCCUUAUCGGGCAAUGAAGACAAAAUUGUACCUGUCCCCAUUCCUCGAAAAUCCAGCAUCUCCAAGAAAAAUGAAGGAGAGACGGAUCAAAAUACAGUGGGAAGCAAUAAAAUAGACAGAGCAAAGGAAGACGUUAUAACCCAAAAGGCCGAGUAUGAAAAUCCUCCUGGCUUCCUCUAUAAGGCUGUUGCUCUGGAGAAUCAGGACUCAGAUGAAGGUGUGCUUCUGCUGUUUGAACAGGGAGAUGUGAUCCUUAUAUAUGUCGAUGAAGAAGAAAAGCCGGAGGGCACUGUCUGGGGCGUGAGGGAGCAGGACUGGAUCCAGUACAAGGAUCUCACACUUCUCUCUGGCAUUGUCAAAGAAACCGCGAUUGAACGCAUCACCUCUGAUUAAGAUAUCUGUCAUGAUGAGGGUGAACCCGACGUCCCUUAAGUGCCCGUCUGAGUGCACUUACGACUGGAUGUCGUAAUGUGAACUUUGUCUGCCCUUUCCGCUAGACAUGAAAUACACUUCGACUUCUUUAGUAUAUGGUGUCUUUACAACUUCCUGUUGCAUCCUCAAGACUGCAUAGCCUUUGUUUUUUGUUUUCAGAUUUUCUUUGUGCCUUUCUUACUUUUAUAGAUUCGAAUUUUGAUCACUGGCUUUAUGCAUCAUUCAUGCAGUUGUAUCUUCACAGUUUCAUUCUUAUGAAUGAAGCCACAUUAUUUGUAUCAGAAAAAAAGUGCAUAUUUUGCAAAAAUAUUUCAAAACAAGCAAUGCAUAUUAAUACACUUUCUGGUGUUUUCUUGAACUAGCUGUGGUCUAUUCUCUAUGUGUGUAUUAACAGUGUAAUGUUAUUGUCAAUGUUGUUUCUUUUAUAACUCAGUGUUAAAGAUUGACUACCAAGCUUUUUACAGUGUUUACAGGACCAAAAAAUGUGUUUAUGUGAGUAUUACUUUGAAACCAUUUUCUUAAAUGAACAGAGAAAAUCUAUUGUUUUACUAUAAUAAAGUUCUAUAUUGAAUUGUUACUAUA
Messenger RNA from Megalobrama amblycephala (Wuchang bream), 2497 nucleotides. RefSeq names its product bridging integrator 2b (gene bin2b). The transcript has 13 exons. NCBI's taxonomy places the organism in Eukaryota, Metazoa, Chordata, Actinopteri, Cypriniformes, Xenocyprididae. The record is from RefSeq and is a predicted model, not a curated record. The coding region runs from base 257 to 1876 and encodes 539 amino acids. Gene Ontology annotation, cellular component: phagocytic cup; cytoplasm; podosome. Gene Ontology annotation, molecular function: protein binding; phospholipid binding. Gene Ontology annotation, biological process: podosome assembly; plasma membrane tubulation; phagocytosis, engulfment.